CAAAACAUGAUGUCCUCUGUUUCAGUUGUUGUCGAAGAACGGAAAACGCCGGUUGCAAAUCACCGUGUUGUGCCACGAAACAGCAAGUUGAGGAACAUACAAAGCAAAAAUUCAAACGAAAUUGAUGUCACGUUUUCAACCGAUAAAACAAAUAGUGUGCGUGAAGCAAGUGAAAGCAAACAAGCAAUAGAAAAAAAACCAACACACACCCACAAGUUCUUGUUGGUUCGAUUUCAAAGUGACCGUUUUUUCUCGAGUGAACAAAAAUCGCGAUGGGUUUGCUGCUAGCCAUUGGCAUCCCCGUGGGGAUCCUGUUGGCCAUCUUCUUCUUCAUGAAAUCGUCCAAGGAAAUGCCGAAAAAUUGGUCCCAGUUUGUGUGCGAGGUGCGGAUGCAGAUCUGCGGCUUCCAGGGUCUGCUGGACGAUUUCAUUAUGCGUUCGCGGAAUAAAGUCGAGCUCUACAAACAGCCGGGAAAGAUCGCUCUCAUCACCGGCGGAAACCGGGGCAUCGGGCUUCGAAUCGUUAAGAAGCUGGUCGAGUGCGAAAUCGAAGUCAUUCUCGGAGUCCGCAAUCCGAUCGAUUCGCGGAAGGCGGUCGAAAAGUACCUGGAGCACGCCAAGAUUCCACUUUCCAGCUGCAAACUGCACUACGAGCAGCUCGACAUCGGCAACAUGAAGUCGGUGCGCGAAUUCGCCGGCAAGAUUGCGGCCAAGUUUGACAAGAUCCAUCUGCUCAUCAAUAAUGCCGGCGUGAUGAGCGUCCCGUUCAAGCUGACCGACGAUGGAUUCGAGUCGCACAUGGCCAUCAACUACUACGGGCACUUCCUGCUGACGCACCUCCUUCUGCCCCAGCUGAAGGCCGCCGGAACGCCGGAGUGUAAAUCGCGCGUCGUUAACGUUUCCUCCUGCGUGCACAAGAUCGGCGAGAUGGAUUACAAUGACAUCAACAAAGAGAAAAACUACUACCCAGCGGACGCGUACAACCAGAGCAAGCUGGCCCAGGUCCUGUUUGCGAAGCACAUCAACUUGGUGUUCGAGGAGGAGGGUUUUCCGGUGCUCGCGAACUCGCUACACCCGGGCGUCGUCAAUACGGACCUGUUCGAGCACUCCAGCACCAACUACAUCCCCUGGGUUCGGGCGCUCCUGUUCAAGAGUCCCGAGGAGGGCUCGCGAACCGUCGUGUACGCCGCCAUCUCGCCAAACCUGGAGACCCGGGGUGGCUGCUACCUGAGCAACUGCCGGGAGGCGGGAACCCAUCGUCACUGGAAGAACUCGGUACAGUGUGAGAAACUAUUCCGCUUAACCUGUGAUAAGCUCGGCGUCACCGAUUACUUCUACCAGCAGAAGUGAGCCGCCGGUUUCACACUUCCUUCCGCUUUUUCGUCGGAGAAAGUUCUAUAAAAGGGUAUAAUUGUGCCGACGGGCCAUUUUUCUCUCCAUUCGUCCAUAUGUUUCAUCUUCAAAUCGCCUUGUGCGAGGGUUGAUUAUCACGAUUCCAUUUAACUUCUCUUCGGGAGGAUGAAAUAUACCAUAAGCGAGUUGU
This is a messenger RNA of Anopheles coustani, 1542 nucleotides long. RefSeq names its product dehydrogenase/reductase SDR family member on chromosome X. The transcript is spliced from 6 exons. Bases 273 to 1349 code for a protein of 358 amino acids. NCBI's taxonomy places the organism in Eukaryota, Metazoa, Arthropoda, Insecta, Diptera, Culicidae. The record is from RefSeq and is a predicted model, not a curated record.